This is a messenger RNA of Culex pipiens pallens (northern house mosquito), 3287 nucleotides long. Its product is annotated as fatty acyl-CoA reductase wat-like. Gene Ontology annotation, cellular component: peroxisome. The coding region runs from base 754 to 2277 and encodes 507 amino acids. NCBI's taxonomy places the organism in Eukaryota, Metazoa, Arthropoda, Insecta, Diptera, Culicidae. The record is from RefSeq and is a predicted model, not a curated record. The transcript is spliced from 3 exons. Gene Ontology annotation, molecular function: alcohol-forming very long-chain fatty acyl-CoA reductase (NADP+) activity. Gene Ontology annotation, biological process: long-chain fatty-acyl-CoA metabolic process.
UCAGGCGUUUUUCUCAAGGGGGACGACCGUCAAACGCACCACCUCGGGUAGUUCUAGCGUGGCUUCAGUCGGGCAAACACAAACGCGACACACACACUCACGGCUGACACGGUGUCCAAGUCCCGGCUGCACCCUGCUCUUAUCGUCCGGGCCCAACCCGGACCACGUGACGGCGACGGAAUCGACGACGACGACGGCGUUCUUGAUGGCCACUUUCCCCUCAGAGUGCAUAACCGUGUAUCCCUCUUGGCAGCGUUGCUGACUAUCUUCUGCCUCCCUCUCUCUCUGUCUCUCUGUUGGACUCUCGGUGUGUAUGUUUGCCUUUACCUCCUCCUUCCUACGGCGACGGCUGAGCUUCGACGAGCUGAAUUACGAGAGAGAGGUAAAAGUGUUCAGGGCAGGUAAAAAUCGACGGGUGGUCUCCACGACUAUCCCGUAAGUCCCGUCGGUCGACGACGGUCUAGGCUUCUCCUUCCUCUGCUGGGUUAGUAGUGGCUAGCUGGUUAGAACGGGCCGUGUCGAAAAACUCAAAACUGUAGAUUUUGCGUAACACCCAUUUGGAUUUUGUGUUUGCCAAAGGUCUGGCAGCGAUUGGAUUGGCGCACAGCGCGAUGAUGGGUUGUUGGAGAGAGUCCCGGUGGAUUCAAUCAGUUGCGAUUCGGAAGCCAAGCUGGUGAGACCGGUUUGAGUCGCGGCGUGAACUGCCUCUUUCGUGCUGCCCAGUCCGUGUGUCUGUGUUGUGGUGGCGUGAAGAUGAGUGACGUAGGCUGUUCGAAAAUCAUGGAGUUUUACCGGGGCUCCACGGUGCUGAUAACCGGUGCCAGCGGGUUCGUCGGCCAGGUCCUGCUGGAGAAGAUUCUCCGCAGCCUGGAGGUGGACCGGGUGUACGUGAUGAUCCGCCCCAAGUGGAACUGGAACGUCGAGUCGCGCCUGCAGCGAAUCCUCGACGGCCAGCUAUUCGACGUGCUGCGCAAAGACUCGGCCAAGUGGCAAGAAAUGACACGCAAAGUUAUCCCGGUGGAAAUAAAUCUGGAAGAAGACGAACAUCUGAUCGUCGAUCAGCUGAGAAGCAAAUUGCUGAAUGAAGUGAAUGUUGUGUUCAAUUUGCUCGCUUCGGUAAAUUUCAAUGAACCGUUGGACUGUGCGCUACGCACGAACGUAGAGUACACCGACCGAAUGCUUGAACUGGUUUGCAAGAUGAAAAACAUUAAGACAGUGGUUCACGUAUCAACUUUCUACUCGAACUGUGACAAGCGGGUCAUCGAGGAGCGAAUUUACGACAACGUCGGCUACGGCGGUGUUGCCAACAUGAUAAACAUUGUGUCCAAACUCAACGAACCGGAAAAGCAAAUACUGACCCAGCACAUCAUCGGCAACUUCCCCAACACGUACACCUUUAGCAAAAAGUGUGCCGAGGUACUGAUCCAGGACAAGUAUCGCUCAUUGCCAAUUGGAAUCUUCCGACCCCCAAUCGUGAGCUCAACGUACCGCGAGCCCGUCCCCGGCUGGAUCGACAACUUCAACGGGCCGUCCGGCAUGGUGGUCCCGCUGUCGCAGGGCAUGUACAGCGCCGCCCUGCUCGAUACGCGGGCCCGCCCGUUCAUCGUGCCCGUCGACUACUGCGUGAACGCGCUCAUCAGCUGCGCCGUGGACGUGCACCUGCAGCGCGCCCACCAGAGCCUCGCGAUCCCCGUGUACAACUACACGGACGCCAAGUGCAAUCUGUCCUGGGGCGAGAUCAUCGCCGGAUUCAUCCAGGGGCUGCCACCGUUCAAGCGGUUCAUGGCUACCUACUUCACGGCAACAUUAACCCGCAACCGGAUGCGUUACGCCCUCUGCAAGAAGCUGAUGCUGAUGCAGGCCUACCUGCUGGAUCUGGGCCGGCGGCUGCGCGGCGAGGCGCCCGCCCUCGGCCAAAUCUUCGAAAAGAUGAUCAGCCUGAGCGAGGUGCUGGAGUUCUUCUGCCUGAACGAGUGGCGGAUGACCAACGACAACGUCCUGCGCGUGCAAGCGGCCGCAACCGAGCUCGAGCGGCGUACCUUCCCGUGCGAUCUGACCAAGGUCGACUGGAAGGGCUACUACAAGGGGUUCGUGCCCGGAGUCAUACGGUACGCGAUCGAACCGCGCAAGGCCAAACACCGGGCCAGGAAAAACGCCGAAGAGCAGAACGGUGGAACUGCAAAGGUGGUUCAGAAACGUGGAAUAUGCUACGCGGUGUGGAGUUUUUUGUUUAGAUAUGUGACGAUAGUGUUUAAUUUUUUGUUUAUAAAGCAUUGAAACCCGGACCCCGGAUGGUGACAGCAAUUAGCAUUGAGUUCUGUCUCUCUAUCUCACUCUUGUGUUGAGAAGGUACCACACUGUCCAUUUGUCUUCGCUAGCAAUUUUCUGAAGCGCGUGCAAAUGAGUCUAGAUAAGUUACUUAGUCACAAGAAAUGAUGCUAAACGAAACUGCCAGUCAUAUUGUGGGGGAGGGGGAAUCUGGCAGGUGUGUAGCAAACGGGCACUUUUCUGCCGGAUCGCCAUUACUAGGUAAAAAUGCUUCAAAUUAGUUGAUUGAAAACUGAGAAUACUUGGGCUUGGCGUCGCAUUAAGAACGCGACCUUUUGUUUGCGAAAUUAGGGACAGACUUUUAAAAGGUGCGGCGUCACUCCAAAACUGGUUCCACACCUGUUUUUUCCUUUUUAUUUUGGUUGGGAUAAAUAUAGCAAUGGGCAGUCUUAGGUGCGAUAAAUUAAGGGCUUCCGCCGUGCCGAACAUGUUUAUUAACAUAUCUUUAUUUACAAUCAUUGUGAAAUGAUCAUUUAGGUGGUAUUUUUUUGUCAGCAAACUCGAGUGCAUUUUUUGCCUAAUAUAGCUUUUUCUUUUGGUACGAGAAUGUGCUUGUUUGGAGUGGACUAUAGUUUGAUAAUAAACCCAAUAACAAAAUUUUAAUCACUCAUUUGAAAGUAUUUUGAAAGUUAGUGCAGAAAAUAAUUAAAUCUUAUUUAAAAAUUAACUACUGUUUGGGAAAAGUGCUAAUAAUUAAAUGGUAAAUAUGCCACAUUCAAUAGGGAAAUCACUCCUGGUCAAAAUAAUAUUAAACUUUUAACCUUCCAUAAAGAAAUAUGUUAAAUAACAUUUUAACAGAAAAUAAUUGGGUAAAAUUAGAGAAAAAUAGGUAAAUUUUCACCACCUGCUUUUGACACAUUCCAUUUCUUUAUUUUUCAUUUAAAUUGUGUGAAAACUUAAAGCUUUUGUUUGGCCUUUGAAGCUUCCAAAGAAAUAAUAAAGUGAAUUCUUAGAGAAAA